AGCACCGCCGUCCUGCUGCCACUCUGGUAGUCAACCUCGCAGUCUCCGCCGCCGGACUUCUUGCUGUUGAAGUACUUCAGCAACUUCAUUUGGAUUUUGGGGAAGUUGUUUUCCUCCAGCUCGACGAGCAGCGGAUCUAUUUAGGAGCCAUGGCCGGUAAUAGGAUUUUCCCUCUUCAAGGGUCAUCUGUUGACAUUGUGAGGCAAUGUGGACCGGCCCUGGUCGACAUCCUCCACAGCAAAUUCGGAUGCAUAGCCAUCAUUGAGGGGAUGGCUUCCGUAAGUGUUCCGACCCUUGUGCAGCAGAAAACCGUUGUGGCGGAGAAGAGGUUUGAGGGCAGGCUGAGUGCAGGCAUCAAGUUAUCUGUGUGGAAGGCCGAUCUUACAAAUGUCGACGUGGAUGCUGUCGUGAAUGCUGCCAACAUGCAGCUUCAACACAUGGCCGGCCUCGCUCGAGCUCUGUGCAACAAGGGGGGUCCGCAGAUCCAACAGGACAGCAACGAUUACAUCAAACGGAACGGGGAUCUGAAAACAGGAGAUGCAAUUGUCUCUGCUGCAGGCCUCCUACCAUGUAGCAAGAUAAUUCAUGCUGUGGGCCCUUCCUUACCAGCACACCCAUCAUGGUAUGACAUUUCACAGGCAAAACCGCUGUUGCAGAAGGCCAUCAGGAGCAUUCUGGAUAGAGUUAAAGAAUUCCGCCUGAAGACUGUCGCCAUUCCUGCUAUAAGCUCAGGACUGUUCAACUUCCCCCUGCCACUCUGUGCGGACACCAUAGUGUCAACUGUGAUAGAGUACUAUGAGAAGUCCUCUACACAAUAUCUUCCGGAUGAGAUCCUCCUUGUGAACCACGACGACCCUUCGGUAAAGGAAAUGGAAAGGGCCUGUCGUGAGCAACUUUCCCAGAAAACGAACAGCCUGAACAGCAAGGGAGCAGGAGCAGGAGCAGGAAAGGGAGCAGGAAAGGGAGCAGGAGCAGGAAAGGGAGCAGGAGCAGGAGCGGCAAAAAGCUCCUCUCAUACAGUCCAGUUUGGAAAUAUCCAACUGACACUGAAGAGGGGUCUAAUUGAGGAGCAGGAGACGGACGUCAUCGUAAACACUGCAUCAUCAAACAGAAACGUGAGAUACGGUGAGGUCACCAGAGCUUUAUUGAAGAAAGCAGGACAUGAAAUGCAAAGAGACCUGAGGAGCGCCACACCAAAAGGAAAAGUGCUGGUCACAAAAGGCUACUCCCUGAAAUGUAAAGAGGUGUUUCACACUUUUGACGUUGAAGCACGGGAGGUCCUUUUCAAGUCAGUCCUGGAUUGCCUAUGUAUCGCAGUCUCAAAAAAGCACCGGUCAAUUGCCUUCCCCGCCAUCGGCACAGGAGGCAACAGCCUUAGUAAAACACAAGUCGCUGAUGUCAUGACUGAAGCAGUGAAGGAGUUUGUCAAGAAGUCCCAGCAAACCUUGGAAGUUCACUUUGUCAUAUUUCCAUCAGAAGAAGAGACAUAUAAGGCUUUUGAGACAGCGAUGAGAUCUUUCCAGCAAAAAGCACCUGAUCCCGGAUUUACACAGGCAUCGGAGCAAAGAGAUCACUCCCUUUUCAGCAAACCCGCUGCUGCUCCACAGAUCAGCCUGCAUGGCAGUGCUGAGUCGAUGCUCGAGGCUGAUCGAUGGCUCUGGUGCCUGUUCCAAUUCUCUGACACCGUCACCAUCCGUAACAACUUCAUUCUUUGCUUUGGCGAGGAGGAACAUCUGCAGCUGACCCAUCUGUCGACCAAAAAGACCAUCAACUUCAAGGAGACCUUUGACAAAGGUCAUGCAGACAUAACGGUGAAGGGGGAUUCACGGGAGGAAAUUGUCGUGGCCGCCCUGCAGGUGGAGGUCAUGCUCUGCAACAUCCAGGGAGAAUUUGUCAAAAAGGAAGAGCUCGCCAUUCUUCCGUCAUCCACCAAGAAGGUGACCUUUGAAAGAACGCCUGUUGAUAUUCACAACGAUUUGUUCUCAGAAAGAGGAUCUAUUCUCACGAAGGAGGGGCUGCGCAUGUUGAAGUUGGAGAAGGUGGAGAACCCGACGCUGAGGAAGACAUUUGACACAAAGAAACAACAGCUACGAUGUUCCUCUCGGCGAAACAUGUUUCAGCUUAUACCUUCACAGUUCUGCGAGAUGGUCAGCCACAUUGGAUUCCAUGCAGAGUACGCACCACCUGCAGACCCAGCUUAUGGAGAGGGUAUCUACUUUGCUGGCACAGUGAGGAAAGCCCUGGAAGUGUGGAAGGAGCGCAAUGAGGCAUACUUGUACCUUGUUGAGGCCGAGGUCCUGACAGGAAACUCCACCCCUGGCAGACCAGGUCUGAUUCUACCAGAUGUGGGGACACACCCACAAAUAUUCAACAGUGUGAGUGGAGGACCUGACCUCUCUGUCAUAUUCAGUGGUUACCAGGCUCUGCCCAAGUACAUCAUUACUUGUACGGUGGACUAAGGAGCCAUUUCUCCACCCAUUCCUCAGAGUGUAACGUGGGCCGUGAUACUAUUACACAUUAAAGACUGAGUCACGUGUUAAUCUAAACCUGAAGUUCCCUCCUAAUGCAUGUUAACACUGUGAGAAAUGAAUGAAUCAAUUUGCAUUUGCCUUUAAAACUAUAUAAACAAGAGCAGUACCACAUCACAGAGGAAUCACAGAGGAUUUGUCAAUCAUGAAGCUUAACUGCAGCUUAAAAGUUAGAAGUUUUGACUGUUUAAUUCUUUUCAAUUCAAAUUUGUGUCUUUUUGUGUGAUUUUAGUUAUAUUGCUAUAACCCACAAUUAUCUUUAAAACAAUCACGGAUGCAAUGUUUCAUGGCAGAACUAUCGUACUCAAAUCAGCACUUAUAACAUAUAUGCAAAAAUCCUACUAAUGAUUAUAUGCAUAGGACUUUGAUUAUAGAAACACUGUUAUCUCAAAGUGUAAGGAUGUACUUUUUUUUUCUUAUUACAAACAAAAAUGUAACCUUAUUGUAAAAUGCUUGCGGACCAAUGGCAGUGACUUUCAAAAUCUCCAGAAGGAAAUUAACAGUAUUUGGAUGGACCCCUGAGGGGAGAUGAUGUACUGCCUGACACUGGUUUCCAAUUAAAUAAAAUUAAAAAAAUGUA
Messenger RNA from Platichthys flesus (European flounder), 3108 nucleotides. It is a transcript of the gene parp9, whose product is annotated as poly(ADP-ribose) polymerase family member 9. Gene Ontology annotation, cellular component: nucleus; cytoplasm. Gene Ontology annotation, biological process: positive regulation of type II interferon-mediated signaling pathway; negative regulation of gene expression. The transcript is spliced from 8 exons. The record is from RefSeq and is a predicted model, not a curated record. Gene Ontology annotation, molecular function: transcription corepressor activity; ubiquitin-like protein ligase binding. Bases 150 to 2459 code for a protein of 769 amino acids. Lineage: Eukaryota; Metazoa; Chordata; Actinopteri; Pleuronectiformes; Pleuronectidae.